CCGCGAAGGGGCCGUGUAGGUGGCUUUGGAGGGUAAAGGUGUGCGUGGCCAUGGACAAUACCCCAGGAAGACACCCAUCAGAAACGGAGGUGGGCAGAGGCUUCGUUUCAGCCUUCACGUGGCGCCCGUGAGCCAUCGAGUCUCACGGAGUGAUGAGAAGCUGGACCUGCAGGCCUUGAAGAGGAUCCUGGGUUUUACCUGGGGUGGGAAAGGCAUCCCCGGGUGAGCGGGGUCUCCCCAGUGGCGGGGGAGGGGUCUUCUCCUCCGCCUCUCCAACGCCUCGCCCCGCCCCGCCCCUGCGCCCAGCGCCGCGGGCUCUUAUCCUCAGGUUUCCCUCGCCAGCGCGUGCGGGCUAGACAGAGGUGGCCCUAGAGACGGCAGGGGCCGGGCACCAGCAGCCACCUCCCUCUCCCUCCCCACGCUAACUCUCCGGGCGCCCUCGCCCGCCGCGGGCGGAGCUGGAACAGCGGCGCUCCAUGAUCCCCGCUCCCACCCUACCCUGUCCCUUCCUCCUCGGAGCCCCCCAGCGGCCGACGCGGUGCAGCCCGGCCCGGAGCUAGCAGAAACACGGGCGCCCACAGAGCACUGGAGAAUGACCUGAGAACACAGAGAACCAGCGUUCAGCUGCCAAGGGGCCAAGGCAUGAGCUGGGGUUGUUCUUCCCAAUGGCAUCUCCCCCUGGUCUGGAACUGAAGACAUUGAGCAAUGGUCCCCAGGUUCCAAGGAGACCAGCCCCGCUGGGCCCAGUGGCGCCAUCCAGGAUGGGUGUGGAGAAUGCCUGCUUCUUCUCUGAGGAGCAUGAGACUCAUUUCCAGAACCCUGGGGAUGCCAGACUGGGUAGCACCCCCAGUCCCCCUGGAGGUGUCCCCUCACUGCCCCGGUCCCAGCGGGAUGAUCUUUCUCUGCAUUCAGAGGAAGGGCCAGGCCUGGAACCUGUGAGCCGCCCAGUGGACUAUGGCUUUGUUUCUGCUCUGGUUUUCUUGGUGAGCGGAAUCCUCCUGGUGGUAACAGCAUAUGCCAUCCCUCGAGAGGCCCGAGUCAACCCUGACACAGUGACAGCAAGGGAGAUGGAGCGCCUGGAGAUGUACUACGCCCGCUUGGGCUCGCAUCUGGACAAGUGCAUCAUCGCGGGCCUGGGGCUGCUCACAGUGGGUGGCAUGCUUCUGUCUGUGUUGCUCAUGGUCUCUUUGUGCAAGGGUGAGCUGUACCGCAGGCAGACCUUUGUCCCUGGCAGGGGAUCCAGGAAGACCUAUGGCUCCAUCAACCUGCGUAUGAGGCAGCUUGCUGGGGAUGGGGGCCAGGUCUUAGUGGAGAAUGAGGUUGUCCAAGUCUCAGAGACCAGCUAUACCACACAGGGCUCUUAAGUAAGAGUCCACCCUAUCUUGCUGCUUUAGCUGAAGAGCUUGGAAGUCCCCCAAAACUUGGGGCUUCAAAGUGAGAUCCACAGAGGGCCCUGUGGAGGGAGUUUUGGUGCUGGGGUGGGAGCAGCCUGGGUUCUGGCUUAGGCCCUACUCAGGCAAGCACUGCUGAUGUGUUUUGCAGCUUGAAGUUUUUGCAUAAGGCUUUGUUUGGAGGAUGGCUUCUGCUGCUAAAAAUACAUUUUUGGAAACCACUGCUCUUAGAAGAUGAGGUUGCUUGGCAUUUCUCAGGGUUGGGACUCAUGCGAAAGGGUGACCCCCGUUCCUCAUGCCUUGGGAAUUCUGAGACCCCACUGUCUUCACUAGCCAAUUGAGAGUGUUGGGUGAUCAUCUGGAAUAGAGCGUGGCUUCAUGGUGAUGGGAGAAGUCGGUUCUGAGUUGACCCCCUGCAGUACCCAACUGACUGAACCAUAACCCUUCCCUCUCCAGGCCUCGGUUGCUCCAUCUCUAAAGUGAGGAAUAGGAUUGGGUGAGCCACCGUGAGCCACAUCUGCCCUGGGAAUAGGAAGCCAGUCUGCCUCUGGCCAACCUACAAAGAGGGAUGAAGGUUUUUGACAGGGACUGACCAUUGUCAGUGCCACCUUCUGGCCUGCAUUGGUGACUCCCAGUGCCAGGAGCAGUGGUUCUCAUGGUCCUGCUACAGAGCCUGGGUGAACGGGUUUGGUUCAAUCCAGAAUUUGACCCAGUGUGAAUUGGUCUUGGAAUUUGGUUUCCUAUGAUGGCUGAUUUUCUGCAGUGGUUCCUUUCAAAAGCGCACUGGGCACCUAGGUGUGAGGACUUGGUUGUAUUUCUGUGGGCAUGUUGGGGGUUUAUCACCUCCCCCUCCCCCUUAGUGAGCUGUUACUUAGGCCUGAUCUCAUCCUGGUAGCAGAAAACAGUUUUCCUUAAUGCUGAAUUAGUAAUGUCUGCCUUUCCUUCUCAGUGAAUUUCAGUUGCCAGUCAUCUGCGGGGGACAUAUAAGGUACACUUAAGUGGCCUGGAGACUCCAGCCACAUGGAUUGCUGUUGGCAUUCUGUCUUCAGUGAAGUAUUUCUGGGAUCCCUCCAAACUUUAUUUAAACUUCUGACAAUGGAAGUAGACAUUAGGGGACAAGGAGAUGGUGGCAGACAUUUGGGGAGCACUGUCCAGGCCAAAAGGCCCCAGAAGACUUCCAGAGCACAUACUGUCUAGGCUAUGGGAAGACUCUAAAAGGGUCAUUUCCCUGAGCCCCUGCUCCAGGCAGGUCCCUCGCCCUCCAUCUUAGCUGCCUGUAUAAGCUGAGAUCCUAGCUGUUGGUGGGGGUAAGAAUCUGGGGUGGCACAGGGACUGUAGGCUGGAGAGGUCCUGACUGUGUGGAACAUGAGCCUUCAGCUCAGGCAGCUUGAACAUCUGGGCAGUAUAAUAUCACAGCUUCCGAGACAGAUCAAAUGUCUGCUCAUUGGCGGUUUUUGCCUAGAGCAGAGAGCUGGGGGAGGGCUGAGGGGGACAAAAUUGUGCAGCUUGCCUUUGGAGGUUCUGCUAGUGUGGCUGAACUAGGACAAAGCUCAUGAGAGCAAAAGGUCCCGAUCCCAGGACUUCUUCAAAUAUGUUGAUUUUUCCCCUGCUAGAGCAGGGAAAUACUGGACAAGGUGGCAGGAACCAUGCUAGAUGAAUCACAGUGAGGUAGGACAUUGCCAGUGACGGGCCCCAGCUUCCCCAACCAUGAUAGUAAUAAAUGUAUCAAUCGGAGCAGUUUGGAUUCUGGUGGCAGUAGAGGAGGCAUGCUAGGCUACAGUUCCUACUGAGAGUCUCUGCCUACCACUAUCCAUUUGGGUCAGUUUAAGCACAAUGAAAUGUACUUAGGAGCUAAAUCUGCUGGAAAAAAUAUAGGAAUGGCAGAUUUUUUUUCCCAAGCCAGUGGAACCUGCUUUGCAUUCUGAUGGGAAACUUCUUUAGAAACCACAUGCAAAUGGAUCAAGACAGGCAUUACCUUGUCCGUGAAUUAAGAUGAUUUGAGAGGCGCUGACAGUAUUUCCCCAAGAUGCAGCCGAGAUCUCACAGCCCAUGGACCGAGGCUUAGGAAGGAGCCAGGGAUGGAUGAGGAGUGUUGAGAACCUUCUGUGGGUCUCUUUUGGAUUAGAUGUGGAGUUGUCUCUGUGGCCGCUGGAACAUGCCUGCCUCCCUUCUAAGAACUGCCUCUGCCACCCCAUUAGGUUCCCAAUAUUGCUUUCCUCAUUGUAUCUGAAUAGACAGAGCUUUCUGAACUGGUAAGAUCUGGGUUUGAAUAUGAGCUCUGCCACUUACUGGCUGUGUGAGCUUGGGCAAGUUACCCCACCUCUCUGUUUAAGUGGGCUAACUGGGUCAUACCACAUUCCUAGGGUGAGAAACAUGGUUGGCAUAUGUAGUAGGUGUUAUGUUUGAAUGAGAGGAUGAAACAAGAACAUCCUAUUCCUGACAGGGCAGGCAGUGCCCUGUGCAAUGUCCUGGAGCCCCACAGUACCUGCCCAGCUCCCUGGAGUCUUGCUGGAAUACUGUCUUAGGGUCAGAAGAUCCCAUGACUAGCAGUGUGGGCAUGGCUUGUCAGUGGGUCUGCAGCUGGAAUGUCCUCUCUGGGCCUUGGUUUAGCUUUGUUUCAGGGGUUUCCCUGAGGGAGAAAGGUAUGACAUAAUACAGUGAUAACUGGACCUAGGAGACACUUGCUGAGGCAGAGGAAUCUGUAAUCCUGACUCUUGCUCAUCUGAGGGCCAGGCCUGUCAUCACUAUCUCCAUUUCCUUACAGGUACUGUCUGAGUCUCCCAGACAACAGGGGUUGCUGGCUGAUUCGACCACCAUUGUUCCUUUUCUUGGGAAUAGCAUCACCUUCCUAGGGAUUUUCUUUCAAAUGUCCUCCUCCCUGCAUACACAGUUCUGUGCACGAGGACACACACACACACACACACUCACACACACUGCACCCUGUCUAUACCUCUGCAGCUUUCUCAUUUGACCUUGCUUGGGAGCCAAGGACUCAGCCUCUGGCUGCAGAGCUCUAAGCCAGGGCAUCCUCUGGAAGCUGAUGAUGGUUUCUUCCUCUGUCUGCCACAGACCCCAUGGUUUUAAGCUCACCAUCCUCCUAACAACAGUCCAGUGUCCUCUUUAGUUCCCCUCCUGUUUCCUUAUUGGGAAAAGAAGAGAGUUCUGGGGGAUUCCAGAACCCUGGCACUAGGGGACGGGACUGAGCUGAGAACUGGGGGAACCAGGUCAUGCUGGUUACCACAAUCAGGUGGAUGACAGCAAGCAUGGGGCAGGAAAAGAAGGGCAAGAAGCCAGAGGUGAGGUUACAUUAUAAGUAGGAUGUCAGUGGUAUGGACAUUGGUGGGGAGAUGUCUCCCAUUUGGUUUGUUGGUUUUCUCUCUAAUUUCUCCACGGUUAGAUUGAUCUGAGAGGGAAGCUUGCUGGAGUCUUUGCUGAACUGGAGUGGCAGGGAGUGCCCAUCAGUGGAGAUAGCUUGCUGGGGUCAUAGCUGAACCAGAGUGGCAGGGAGUGCCCAUCAGUGGAGGUAGAUUGCUGGGGUCAUGGCUGAACUAGAGUGGCAGGGAGUGCCCAUCAGUGGAGGUAGAUUGCUGGGGUCAUGGCUGAACUGGAGUGGCAGGGAGUGCCCAUCAGUGGAGGUAUGUUAACAUUGCCAGGAGUUAGGUAUCUUCAGACAUGGAGCAUAAUGGAAUUAGUUGGAUUUAGCUGAGACUCCCCUAAGCUUCCAAAUUGUUCAUUUGAGAAGAACCAGAGUCUUUGGGGCCAGAGCCUGAUUUUUGUCCUGCUCUAGCUUCUUGUUCUCGAGCCCAUGUGCAUCAUUCCCUUUCCUCGUUUGUCCUGAGCAGAUGGACAGCAGGACACCUGCAUAGUGCAGAGGAUGGCGCAGUGUUGGAGCAUUGCCUGCACAUGAAUCUCAGAGGGACAGAGGCCAAUCCUGAGGGUCCAUGGAGGCUGGUUCGUCAGUGUAAAGGAUGACUGCUCAUGUGCUUGGCAAUCGUUAGUGUUCCCUGGCCUGUUUCUUCUGGAAAGCAGCUGCGCUAGUUGCAAUGCCUACCCCGUGAGACUAUGGCGAUGGGUAAAUGUGUCUUUAAAGCACUUAGCACAGUGCCCUGCAUUUUCUAAUAGCCCCAAACUGCUAUUCAUGUUCUCUCAUUCAUCCAUGGUAUCCUGCCAUGGUUUGACAGAUAAGCACAGUCCUGGCUGGGCUGCACCCAGGCUGUCUUGUGCAGGAUGGCAAGACUUUGCUGUGAUAUGGAGUGCAGAGGGAGAGGAGAGAGGAAGAGAGGGGAGGGGAGAGAGAGGAGAAGGAAGAGGAGGAGGAAGAGGAGGAGAAAGAUCUGUGUGAGUUGGAGGUUAGGUUGUUUUGGAAAGGGAGUGCUUAAUAAGAAUCUUAAACAACUAGGAAGUAUUGAUGUGGAGAAUUGGGAGGGUUCCAGGCAGAGAGAGACAUGUGAUCAGAGGCUUAGGUCUCAGCAGCUAGUGAGAUGAAGGAGAUAGGGGGUACACAGGUGACUGAGGAGUGCCUGGGCUUCAUCACCUGGAGAAGGGGGACAGGUGCAGGAUACCACGAGAAGGCUGCAAGGCAUGAAUGUGGCAUUGUGGUGACAGGGCCUGUCCUCCCUAUACUUUCAGAUUUGCCUGGAAGGAAGACUUCUAUGUCAGAUGCACUGUGGGAACAAUACUGUAGCAUCCUCCGACCCUCCUUUAGGGUAAGAACUACAGCUAGAGGACAUGGCCUUGACUCCAUGCCUCAACUUGGCAGCCUUUUCAUAUUUGACUUCUCAGUCUCCAAGGUCAGGGUGGCGGCUGAUGGUCUCCUGGGUCUAAGGAAAAGCAGCAAGUAAGAGGAGACUCACUAAUCAGUUCUGGCCCAAGGGAACAAGGACAGGGAAAGGAGGCAGCUGCCAUGCCAACCUCUUCCUGGGAGGUGUGGCAUCUGGGUCAGUAUUGACUCCGGGGCCAAUGACAUUCACUAAACCUGUCUUCUCUUCUUUCCUCUUCUUCCCUACUUGAUUCCUUUGUGUACCCACAUCUAUCAUUGAAGCUACUCAUGGGCGAGCUGUGUCACCAUUGCUGAUCAUGAUUCUUUCCAUCAGAGAUUAAGGCAGGAGUCCAACCAAAUGCCAGAGUUUUGCAGGUAUAUCAACGAACACAGUAGUUGGCCAUGGCAGUGGUGGCAAGAUUAAAGGGAGUGUCUGCUCUGACCCACUCAAGCAUUCUUAGUCAUUCUUUCAGCAGAGGUUUGAGUAGUUGCUAUGUUCCAUUUUAGUUUUAGCAUUUAAGAGACGAAAACCCAAGGAGUACUGACAGAGGGACCUAUGGCGGCUUGGAGGGAUGAUGGUGUCAGGGAUCAGGAAGAAGGGCAGGUCCUGUCCUCUCAGAGAUGUCUGCCUACCUCCAGAAAUGGGCUAUCCUGGCUUGGAGAGCAGCCAAGCUGAAUGUAGAGUUCUCCCCAGGACCACGGAGGCUGGGUGCUGACCAGGGUGCUGAAUUGUCAUGGUAAUUCCUGACAGGGUAGCUGAGUGAAGAGGAAGGAGAGCUAGUGUGUUCUUUUUACUAAGGACCCUUGUGACUGUUUUGGUCCACACUGAGCAGGAAAAGCUUGGAUGUGAAGACAAAAUUUCUGUGGUCUGUGUGGCCCUGGGGAAAUCUUUCUCAUGCAUCUGCUGUUUCCUUUGAUUGGCUUUUUCCUUUGUUUAGUGCAGAUAGCUUCCAUCCUAUCAACCCCAGAGGGCCAAGGAGAGCAGCAGCAGCUGGGAUCUAGUGGAAAGAUCCAGCACAGAGCCCAAGCCCAGCUUUGGGGCCUAGAGGAGCCCCUUAACUCACCCUCAGAGGGGUUUAACGGGGCUAUCUCCUGCAGAGUGGAGGUGGUGUCACAUGGUAUCAGAUGCCCCUUCUAACCUGGGUGCUGCUAGUGAGGUAGCUGUUGAGUGCUCAGGAACAUGUACGCCUAGCCAGCAGGCUCAGUUUUGGAGUCUAUGUCCAUCCCUGGGAUUACGCAGAACUUUUCCUUUCUCAGAUAGCUCCUCUUUCCCAGAUCCUGGGAUGGGUUUUGCCUGUGGGUCAUGGCCAGGUGAGAUCUGGUUCUACUGAAAAGAACUUAGGAGUUUUAGAAUCAGGCUGGUUUAGUUCUGCCACCCCUCAGGGCUGUGUCCAAUACCUUGACUAAAGCCUCCAGUCUUCAUCUCAGGUUGUAGCAAGUACCGUCUGGGAUAAGAAGCUGCGCAUACUAUGGGUAGUAGAUAAACACUUGUCUCCCCACUGGUUUGGCCCAGAGUUCCUCUCCUUUGUGUCUGAGCUCCAUUCUCACUUACCCAUAUGCCUUUAGUAAUGACACCUGCCGACACCCACUGGACCCCCACUCCCUUUAAUAAGACACAUUUAGUGGUACUUCCCAGCAAUCUGCAGGCAAGUGUAACACCCAUUUCACAUAUGAGGAAGGCUGUUACCAGUCGUGUGCUGGAGUCAUUCCCACACUUGGUUUCUGUCAACCUAGCAGACCUUUCUAACCCUCUCUGCUUUAGAAGUGAGGCUCAAUAAUGACCUCAGGGUGGCUAUCUCAUAAGGGCGCCCAUUUAUUUAAAGACACUUAUGAAAUAUGCUUGAAUGAGCCAUAGGGUUAAGGGAAUGGAAUGGCUACUAGGGGUACAACCAGGUAAAAUGUAAAUAUGCAUGCAUUAAUCAUGUAUGCCAUCAACCGAGACUGGCUGACUUAGUUCUCUGUUCCCGAUAUCCGGGUGAAGGUAAAGGGCUAUCUGUUCACUAAACCCAAUUCAGUGUACACAUGGAAUGCGGGGAACUUGUCAAAAGGCAAGUUCACUGGGGCUAGAGAGAUGGCUCAAUGGUUAAGAACAGUGGCUGUUCUUCUGGAGGACCUGGGUGCAAUUCGCAGCAUCCGCAUGACAGCUCACAACUAUCAGUAACUCCAAUUCCAGGGGUUCUGAUGCCAUUUUUGGCCCAUGUGUGCACCAGAUAUGCAACCAGUGCACAUACAUACAUGCAUGCAAGACACCCGUAUACACAAAAAGAAUUAAAAUUCAAAUUCACAUGUAGUAAGUCUGAGGCUGCUCCAAGGGUGUUCAUUUCUAUCAAGACUCCAGGGAGCACUGCUGUUGGUGCUAUGUGGAAAGACUUCCUUUCGCAGUUCUCCAACCUGCAUGAUUCACAAGUUGCCAACAAGGGACUUGAAGGCCUUUCCUGAGAGCGGUAGAUUGGGGCCCAGGAUGUACUGUUGACAUACAACAAGCAUUUAGGAGACAGGAGGCUGUGGCAUGCAAGAGCGUGGUACCCAUCUACAUCAUAGGACGCAAUCACAAAAGGCUCAGCAGACCUGUGCCAAUGCCCCUUCCCAAUGGCUGAGAUGGGGACAAGCAUAAGGGCAUUCCUGGGACCUCUUGCUGCUAGUCUGAGAGGUGAUGCAGGUUAUCACACCCAGGUGUACUCAGUCCACUGAGACUUGAACUUGGAACUGAGCUGAGUGGGCACAAGGUGACAGUGAAAGACAUUCACUUUCUGAGGCAGAUCUGGGCAGCUGCUGUCUUACAGUUCCCACUUCUCAGACCAUGGUGACGAGCUAACUGGCCCUUAGGUUAAAUGAGUAUUUACUGCACUGAACUUCCAGACUGGCCUGUCCCAUUCAGUUGUCCCUGUAAACCAUUACACUGUGAAUUUCCCAGCACUUGCUUUAUGUAGCUUAUAACCACUGUCACGGUUCAGUGGUUACCCAGGUCCUUUACUGUGAGUAGGAGAUGGGCCUUUCACUGCCACAAGCACUGCCUUAGUGAGGUGCUCAGACUGACUGAUGCGUCCUAGGAUCCGUCCAGUGAUCAGGGCCUUGCUGGUUCUUACUGCCCAUACCCUUACUCUUGGCCACACUUUCCUUUUGACCUGUUCUAGGGAGCAAAUUCUGGGUCAAGCCCAGCUGAAGUGAUUGAGAAUGUGGCAUUCCAAGGGCAAAUAAGGCCUAGGCCUGGUGGCUAGGAUGCCUGCCGUGAGCAUCUAGAGAUGCACAAUGAUCAGCGAGCAAACAAAUGUUACUGACAGGUAAAGCUGGGACUAUGCCUACUGGUGGAACCUUUGCUAGAACUGCAACAAGUGUACAAGAUCAGGUGGUAAGAGAGCAUGAAGGGAUCCGUGGACUUGUUUUCCCUCUGUGACAACAGCCAUGGAUCAAUGACAAAAUGUCAGCAAUGACAAGAGAAAUCAUGAGAAAGCUAGGUUCCAGAGAGAGGUUGUACAGACUUGUUACCUGUGCUUCACCUGUGUGUCAAUAGGUGCUAACUCUAGCACAGGAAUGCAGCCCCAUUUAGUACUUGAUACAUUCCUGGGGUCAGGGUCUUAGGAGACUCAUGCCUUAGACUGGAGGUUGGCUGAAGCUCAUGACUAAGGAGAUAAAUGUAAUGCAAAACCUAGCCAGCUCUAAGAAUAGAAAAGAAUGCAAGCCAAGAAGAGAAGGUGGGAUGUGGGCCGGUGCAUCCUAGAAAUAGUAUGAGUGGUCUAUUUAGCACCAAAAAAGACAAUGGAUUUAGAAGUAGACCUUGCUUCUAUUUGUAAGCCACUGGGUGAGCUAUGAAAUUCAAACCAAGUGAGAAUGAUGCUCUGCAUCUCAUUACAUGUCCAAAGGUUUCAGGAAUUUCCCCCAGAGAAAAGACCAUCGUGCAUCACAUCCAGCCCAGAACACCCCCAAAGUCAAACCCAACUCCAUGACUGGCCACAGCCACCCCACGGUGGCCAUUAUCAAAGCCACAAGUCCUCCUCCUCAAAAGCAAGCUGCUCUGGUCUCUGCCCUGCAUGGUCUUGCUCAAAAUUUUCUAUUAAAGAAUACAAAAUACAGGACAAGAAUAUAAACAAGAUAUGACUUGACACCCUUAGCUUGGCUUCAAGCAAGUUUUUGGUGAAGUAAGAAGAGUGUGGCUGUUUUGGAAAAUACUGGCAGUUCCUCAAAAAGUUAAAGCAUUACCAUGGGACCCUGCAAAUCCAUCCCAGACUUAUUCAACGACUUGAAAACAUCUGCCCACACAAAAAAGUUGUACACGAAUGUUAACAUCAUUCAACAUAACAAGGAAAGGGACAAACGAUCCAAGUAUCCAACAACUGCAAAAGGACAGAUGUGAUGCAGCCAUCCCGUGGCUGUGCAGUCACACAAUAAAGUGUUGCUAUGAUCACAUGAGCAGUGAAAGCAAGGUGUGGAAGAUGCGGGACACACAAAGGCCAUAUAGUGAGUGACUUCAUUUAUGAGAACUGUCCAGAAUAGGCAAACUGUAGACAACUGACUGGGGGAUGCCUGGGCUGGGGGAGGGAACUGAGAGUGAUUGCUGAUGGGGAUAACGGGUUUUGGUUGUUGUUUUGGAGGAAUUAGAUCUGGGGUGGGCGCAUAUGCAGCACUGUGAAUACCCUACGACUCACUGAGUUGUGUACUUUAAGAGGGUGAAUUUCCUGGGUAUGUAAAUUCUCUUAAUAAAGUUGUUAA
This is a messenger RNA of Microtus ochrogaster (prairie vole), 10857 nucleotides long. It is a transcript of the gene Tmem74b, whose product is annotated as transmembrane protein 74B. The record is from RefSeq and is a predicted model, not a curated record. Lineage: Eukaryota; Metazoa; Chordata; Mammalia; Rodentia; Cricetidae.